AUGGAAGGCAAUAAAGAUGAGGCUUCGCGUUGCCUAUCUCUAGCAAAAAGAAUGUUUCUCGAGGGAAACCUAGAGAAAGCUCUCAAAUUUGCCAACAAGAGUAAUCGUCUCUAUCCGUCCAGGCCAGCUGCUGAGUUAUUACAUGAAAUUAAUGAACGAUCCAAAAGUGAUGGCAGUAAUAAGAAAGAAACUCCUGAAAAUAAUAAUAUUAGAAAUAGGAAAGUAAGGACUAAUCAAAGAGAAGAUAACACAGCAGAUAGUAAUCAAAAGAAGAAUUAUACUCCAGAACAGCUAGAUGCUGUCAAAAGAAUCAAAACUUGUAAAGAUUAUUAUCAAAUACUUGGCGUAGAGAAAGAUGCUACCAAGGUUGAUUUGAAGAAAGCAUAUAGAAAGUUGGCUCUACAACUACAUCCUGAUAAAAAUGUGGCACCUGGUGCUUCAGAAGCUUUUAAAGCUGUUAGUAAUGCAUUCGGAGUACUAAAUGAUGAUCAGAAGAGGCGUCGUUAUGAUCAAUUCGGAGAGGAAAAAGAUGUUCCAACACAGCAUUAUCGUGAAUAUUAUACUAAUGAUUUUGAAUCUGAUAUUUCGCCAGAGGAUUUAUUUAAUAUGUUCUUCGGAGGUAGCUUUCCUUCAGGAGGGCGUGUAUAUGUUCAUAGGAAUCAUCGACGUAGUAGUCGCCCUAGAUAUCAUCAGGAACAAGAAGAACCAGCUACAUUUAAUUGGCUUCCAGCUUUGCAAUUUGUGCCUAUAUUAAUAUUGUUUUUAAUGGGCGUAAUAAGCCCUUUACUAGUGGAUCCAUCUCCUUAUAGUUUAUCUCGUUCUUUGUAUUAUCCUCAGCAACGAUCUACUGCUGAUGGUGUUAGCUAUUAUGUUGCUAGUAAUUUUGAACGUAAGUUCGAUUCUGCCAAGAUAUACGAAAUUGAAAAUGAUGUAAAAAGAGAGUACUUAGGACUGUUGCAAGAAAGAUGCUGGCGGGAUAAGCGACAACGGGAACUAUUGAUUCACCAAGCGAAGCUUUGGGGAGAUGAGAAAAAAAUAGAAGAAUAUAAGACAAUGACUUUACGUUCUUGCAAUGAAUUGGAACGACUCGUGUCAUAA
Molecule: messenger RNA, 1098 nt
Organism: Trichoplax adhaerens
Lineage: Eukaryota; Metazoa; Placozoa; Uniplacotomia; Trichoplacea; Trichoplacidae
Exons: 10
Coding region: 1-1098 (365 amino acids)
Biological process (GO): cellular response to misfolded protein
Cellular component (GO): endoplasmic reticulum membrane
Molecular function (GO): Hsp70 protein binding
Source: RefSeq, a predicted model, not a curated record